Molecule: messenger RNA, 4019 nt
Organism: Syngnathus acus (greater pipefish)
Lineage: Eukaryota; Metazoa; Chordata; Actinopteri; Syngnathiformes; Syngnathidae
Gene: ddb1
Product: damage-specific DNA binding protein 1
Exons: 27
Coding region: 106-3528 (1140 amino acids)
Biological process (GO): proteasome-mediated ubiquitin-dependent protein catabolic process; DNA repair
Cellular component (GO): nucleus; site of double-strand break
Molecular function (GO): protein binding; nucleic acid binding
Source: RefSeq, a predicted model, not a curated record
AGGGCUUUAGUAACAAACUACUUCCGGGAGUUGUAGUUCAAUGAUUUUGUCACUUUUGUAAGCGAUAUAACACUAUUUUGGUGUUUAUCUGCUACUCUUGUCAAGAUGUCAUACAACUACGUGGUUACGGCUCAAAAACCCACGGCGGUCAACGCCUGCAUCACAGGCCACUUCACCUCUGCAGAAGACCUCAAUUUGCUAAUAGCAAAGAACACAAGGUUGGAGAUCUAUGUUGUCACAGCUGAAGGACUCAGACCUGUCAAGGAAGUGGGCAUGUAUGGAAAGAUUGCAGUCAUGGAGCUCUUUAGACCCAAGGGUGAGAACAAGGAUCUGCUAUUUAUUCUCACAUCAAAGUACAACGCCUGCAUCCUUGAAUACAAACAGAACGGCGAAAGCAUUGACAUCAUCACUCGUGCCCAUGGGAAUGUCCAGGAUCGCAUUGGACGGCCCUCAGAGACCGGUAUUAUUGGAAUUGUUGACCCGGAAUGUCGUAUGAUUGGCCUGCGGCUAUAUGAUGGCUUGUUUAAGGUGAUCCCUUUGGAUCGUGACAAUCGUGAACUUAAGGCCUUUAACAUCAGACUGGAGGAGCUGCAAGUUAUUGAUGUUCAUUUCCUGUAUGGCUGCCAGGCCCCAACUGUGUGCCUCAUUUAUCAGGACCCCCAGGGGCGCCAUGUCAAGACCUAUGAGGUUUCUCUGAGGGAAAAGGAGUUCAACAAGGGCCCCUGGAAACAGGAGAAUGUUGAGGCUGAAGCAUCUAUGGUCAUACCAGUUCCUGAGCCUUUUGGUGGUGCUAUAAUCAUAGGACAGGAGUCAAUUUCUUAUCACAAUGGAGACAAAUAUUUGGCCAUUGCACCACCCACUAUCAAGCAAAGCACUAUUGUCUGUCACAACCGAGUGGACCCGAAUGGAUCACGCUACCUGCUGGGAGACAUGGAAGGGCGUCUUUUCAUGUUGCUCCUGGAGAAAGAGGAGCUAAUGGAUGGAACGGUUGCCCUCAAAGACUUGCAUGUGGAGUUGUUAGGAGAGACGUCCAUUGCUGAGUGUUUGACCUACUUGGAUAACGGUGUGGUCUUUGUGGGAUCCAGACUGGGUGACUCCCAACUGGUAAAGCUCAAUGUGGACAGCAAUGACCAGGGCUCAUAUGUGGCUGUCAUGGAGACGUUCACUAAUCUGGGGCCUAUUGUGGAUAUGUGUGUGGUCGACCUGGAGAGGCAAGGACAAGGCCAGCUAGUUACAUGUUCAGGUGCAUUCAAGGAAGGCUCUCUUCGGAUCAUCCGCAACGGCAUUGGGAUUCAUGAGCAUGCCAGCAUUGACCUGCCGGGUAUCAAAGGUUUGUGGCCGCUCCGCUCGGAGGCAGGGAGAGAGACAGACGACAUGUUGGUGCUGUCCUUCGUUGGUCAAACACGCGUGCUGAUGCUGAGUGGUGAGGAAGUUGAAGAGACAGAACUUCCAGGCUUUGUAGACAAUCAGCAGACAUUCUACUGCGGCAAUGUUGCUCACCAGCAGCUCAUUCAGAUCACGUCCGGCUCCGUCCGCUUGGUGCUUCAGGAUAGCAAGGCAUUAGUGAGCGAAUGGAAGGAGCCACAAGGCAGGAACAUCAGUGUGGCUGCUUGCAACCACACUCAGGUUGUACUUGCUGUAGGCCGUGCCCUUUACUAUCUUCAGAUCCUGGCUGGAGAGCUCAAACAGAUUAGCAACACCGAUAUGGAACACGAGGUGGCUUGCCUUGACAUCACGCCACUUGGUGAAGGGGGUGGUGAAUCGCCACUCUGCGCCGUGGGACUGUGGACUGACAUAUCAGCCCGUGUGCUGAAACUACCCUGCUUCACUGCCCUUCACAAGGAAAUGCUGGGUGGAGAGAUCAUCCCUCGCUCUAUCCUAAUGACCACUUUUGAAGGCAGCUACUACCUGCUGUGUGCCCUCGGGGAUGGCGCGCUCUUCUACUUUGGUCUGGAUCUGCAGACGGGCGCCCUGAGUGAGCGCAAGAAGGUUACCCUGGGCACACAGCCCACGGUGCUGAGGACCUUCCGAUCCCUGUCCACCUCCAAUGUCUUCGCCUGCUCUGACCGGCCUACUGUCAUUUAUUCCUCCAACCACAAGCUGGUCUUUUCCAACGUCAACCUCAAGGAGGUCAAUUAUAUGUGCCCACUCAACUCAGAAGGCUAUCCUGACAGUCUGGCUCUGGCUAACAACAGCACUCUGACCAUUGGUACCAUUGACGAGAUUCAGAAACUUCACAUCCGUACUGUUCCUCUGUACGAAUCCCCCAGGCGCAUCUGUUACCAGGAGGUUUCACAGUGUUUUGGGGUUCUUUCCAGCCGGGUGGAGAUCCAAGAUGUGAGCGGUACCACCUCUGCUGUACGACCCAGUGCAAGUACCCAGGCCCUCUCCAGCAGCGUGAGCUCUAGUAAGCUCUUCCCCAGCAGCACUUCUCCCCACGAGACAUCUUUUGGCGAUGAAGUAGAAGUUCACAGUCUGCUAGUUGUGGAUCAGCACACCUUUGAAGUGCUGCAUGCCCAUCAGUUCCUCCCAAGUGAAUAUGCUCUCAGCUUGGUGUCCUGCCGACUGGGAAAAGACCCGUCAGUCUACUUUGUUGUUGGCACGGCCAUGGUUUACCCAGAGGAAGCUGAGCCCAAGCAGGGACGUAUAAUUGUUUUCCACUACACUGAUGGAAAACUACAAACAGUAGCAGAAAAGGAGGUGAAAGGAGCUGUCUACUCAAUGCUUGAGUUCAAUGGCAAACUCUUGGCCAGUAUCAAUAGCACGGUCCGCCUAUAUGAGUGGACGGCUGAGAAAGAGCUUCGGACCGAGUGCAACCACUACAACAACAUCAUGGCCCUGUACCUGAAGACCAAAGGAGACUUUAUCUUGGUGGGAGACCUGAUGAGGUCUGUCUUGUUGCUAGCAUACAAAGCCAUGGAGGGCAACUUUGAGGAGAUUGCUCGGGACUUCAAUCCCAACUGGAUGAGUGCAGUGGAAAUUCUGGACGAUGACAACUUCCUUGGGGCUGAGAACGCCUUUAAUCUGUUUGUUUGCCAGAAGGACAGUGCGGCCACCACAGACGAGGAGCGUCAGCACCUCCAGGAAGUGGGACUUUUCCACCUUGGAGAAUUCGUUAACGUCUUCUGCCACGGCUCGCUGGUGCUGCAGAACUUGGGGGAAAGUUCCACACCCACCCAAGGGUCUGUUCUGUUUGGCACAGUCAAUGGCAUGAUUGGACUGGUGACCUCCCUGUCCGAGGGAUGGUACAGCCUUCUCCUGGACCUUCAGAACCGCCUCAACAAAGUCAUCAAGAGUGUUGGCAAAAUUGAACACAGCUUCUGGAGGUCCUUCCACACAGAGAGAAAGACAGAUCAGGCCACAGGAUUUAUUGACGGCGAUCUGAUUGAGAGUUUCCUGGAUCUAGGCAGAGCCAAGAUGCAGGAGGUCGUCAGUACGCUACAGAUCGAUGACGGCAGCGGCAUGAAGCGUGAAGCCACUGUGGACGAGGUCAUUAAGAUUGUCGAGGAGCUGACGAGGAUCCACUAGAAUUUUACGCCCCGCAGACACAAGGUGGUCCGCUGGAGACAUGAAUUAGAAAAGAUGUUUGGCCCUUGCAGAAUUGUAAAUAAUUAUAAAUAAGCAAUGUGUGCAUGACUGUCAGGGGUUGAGUCCUUGAGGGUGCAUCCGCAUUGAACUCUUCGUUAAAAAAAGAUCCUGGCCAAGCGUUGCAUCCAAUGGGGGAAAAAAAAGACCAAAAUUAUUGGUCCGAACUUGUGUGGCUGGGUCAGUGUGGAAUAUUGAGUGUCUAAAACAGGGAAAACACAAUUCCCCCCCCCUCACCCAAAAAGGUUUUUUUAGCACAUUUGUGACAGUUUCAAGCAGGUUAGCAAGUCCUUUCCAUGCCAUCAUUGAAAUGUAACCGCUUUUCAUGUCUGGGGUUAUUCAAGUCUGAACAACAAACAGAGGAAAAUGAUAGAUUUAUAGAUAUUUUGUCUGUGAUGUUUUUUGUUCUAAUAAACAUUGCUUUAGUACUGUUA